This is a messenger RNA of Oryza sativa Japonica Group (Japanese rice), 1943 nucleotides long. RefSeq names its product phragmoplastin interacting protein 1. The record is from RefSeq and is a predicted model, not a curated record. Gene Ontology annotation, molecular function: RNA binding; zinc ion binding. Lineage: Eukaryota; Viridiplantae; Streptophyta; Magnoliopsida; Poales; Poaceae.
GAGGAAGAGAGAGAAAAACCUCGCAGCCGCCGCCGCCGCAGAGCAGCAGCCAUGGUGCUCGCGCGCAAGAAGCUCAAGCAGAAGCUCCGCGAGGUCGUCCUGAAUCCCGGAGGAGAUGCCGAGGGGGAGGUGGAGGCGGAGGAGGGGGUCGUCUCCUCGUCCAGGUCCAAGCGGGUCCGGCCGAAGCGACCCAAGAAGGUGAUGACUCCGAUGGAGGCAGUGGAGAGGCGGAAGCUGAAGAGGGAGGAGCAGUUCAGGAGGGAGGUGGAGCUGAGGAGGGAGGAGAGGAGGAAGGUGAAGAAGGAGAAGAGGCGGAUUAGGAGGUUGAUGGAGACGGAGGCGGCGGGCGAAGUGGGUGAGGCGGCGGCGGAGGAGGAGGAGGAGGAACAUGAGGCGGAAACGGAGGGUGAGGAAGAGGCGGCGGCGGAGGAGCAAGUUCCGGCCAAGGUGGUUGAGAAACGCAAGCCCAAGUCGGAGCCCAAGGUGAAGAACCAGAAGCAGCUGCAAGUAGCUGACCAUGCAGUUGGAUCUGACGAUCCCGUCUUGUCGGAGGAGAGCGAGAAAAAUGCGAAGAAGGUGUAUGUUGGGGGCAUCCCAUACUAUUCCUCCGAGGAUGACAUAAGAAGUUUCUUUGAAGCAUGUGGCAGCAUCACAUCAGUGGAUUGCAUGACAUUUCCCGAGAGCGGGAAAUUCAGGGGCAUUGCCAUUCUCACGUUUAAGACUGAUGCUGCCGCACAAAGGGCAUUGGCUCUUGAUGGUGCAGAUAUGGGAGGAUUUUUUUUGAAAAUUCAACCAUACAAAUCUGUCCGUGAAAAGGAAGAUUUUGCACCAAAGAUGAUAGAGGGAUACAAUAGGGUUUAUGUUGGAAACCUGGCAUGGGACAUAACAGAGGAUGACUUGAAGAAGUUCUUUUCUGAUUGCAAAAUCUCAUCCAUCCGAUUCGGAACAGACAAGGAGACAGGUGAUUUCAAAGGCUAUGUGCAUGUGGAUUUUUCUGAGGGUACAUCUGUUGCUGUUGCAAUGAAGCUUGAUCAGAAGGUGAUUAAGGGGCGGCCAGUCAGAAUUAGAUGUGCUGUCCCCAAGAAGGACAAUCAGAAGCUCAAUGGCAAUGCAAAUCCAGAUUCAUCAAAUAAUAAGAUACGGAUUUGUUAUGAAUGUGGCACGCCUGGUCAUAUCUCUUCUUCUUGCCCUAAUAAGAAGGCUUCUGAAGCCAUUUCUGAUGAAAAGAAGGCUAAUGUUGACUCAGUCACAGCAUCGUCAAAGAAAAGGCGGACAUGCUAUGAAUGUGGCAUUCCUGGCCAUCUCUCAUCGGCUUGCCCAAACAAGAAGGCCGGCGAUGCUGUUUCUAGUGACAAGGGGCCUGAUGAUGAGACAAAGUCUGCACCAUCUAUCACUCCCGAGGAUAAUAAAAUAGGUGAAGAAUCAAAUUCAGCUCCCUCCAAGAAGAGGCGGAAAUGCUAUGAAUGCGGCAUUCCUGGUCAUCUCUCAUCAGCUUGCCCCAACAAAGUUGCUGCAGUCAAUUCUGACAUGGAGAAAUCUUAUGGUGGCUCAAGUACUAUACCUUCAGCCACUUCAGAUGGAAAUAAGGCUAGUGAUGACACAAACCCUGUGCCUGCGAAGAAAAAGAAGAGGCGGACAUGUUAUGAAUGUGGCAUCGCUGGCCAUCUCGCGUCGGAAUGCCCAAACAAAACUACCUGAUCGAAUGGUUGUGUUACUGUUUUGGAUUUUUGUAGCACUAGAAGUGUCCUUCACUGGACACGAGUUAUAUUCAUGGAAGGGAUAAAGAAUUUGAUUCAGAGAAAUUUUUGUAGGCAAUCUAGUGUGCAAUAGACACUUAUAUUUCUUUUACCUUUGUCAAAAUAUGACUGCAUCCUGAUUCCUGAUAUCAUAGAGCAGGCAAUGAAUCAAUCAUUAUUCAAUCUAUGACCUCUAUAUCUUUCUGA